GCUAACGGCUCACUAGCUCCAUUGAUCACACACACAAACAGGGUUAGCCGAGUUCCUCCUCCUGCUACCCCGCCACCAAACUCAGAUGUUUUGGUUCCACAGGUUUCUCCUGAGUCAUGAGCAGCACAAUGUUUCAGCUGAGGUCGUUCGUCCAUCAGCGGCUGUACGCAGCAGCAGAGGAGAUCCUGGGAGAGGUGGAGAAGACCAUCUCGUUAGCUCUGUACGAAGCUGAAGUUAGUCGAUCUCAAGAGGAGGUGGAGAGUCUGAGACACCAACUGGACCUGCUGCAAAAGAAACAAGGUGAGGGACUCUGGUUUACAAUGUUAUAUUUGUAUUUUGUCUCGUUUUGAUGGAGACUGACCACUGAAAGCUUUGGUAGAUUAAACAUCUUACAACUAUCAGAUGUUUGCGCAUGCGUGCAAUCUCAGGCUCACCAUUUGAAGUGCUCAAACGUUUUAAUAUUGUACGUUCAGAGGCGGCCCAAGCCUCAAUGGGGCCCCAAGCAAAAUUUGAUUUUGGGGGCCUCUAUUUCUGCCAAUAGUAUUGAUUGUUGAUCAUUCACACACCUACUACAGUAUAAAUUUAACACAACUGACAUGUUUUUACACAUUUAAGGGGGUGGCCUAGGUAAUAACACAAAUAAAAAUCGAGAAAAUGGACAAUAUCAUAGAAUCGCAAUUUAAAUCGAAUCAGCAUCCAAAAAAUCGUAGAAGAAUCGAAUCGGGAGAAAAGCUUAUCAUCGCAGCCCUACAUUUUACUGUUUGUUCCAGAAGUGGUACCUUCACCCUUAAACCUGCCAGGUUUUAACAGUUUCAAAAUUAGAGGAGCAACAAUGCUUAAUGGGGACAUGCUGCUUUACUUUAUCUUCUUUUGCAUUUAUAGCAGUGGGGCCUUCACUGACCAGCAACUCUGUAAGGUGCAGAGACAAAUGUGAUACCUCAUUUCUACAGGAGAACCCAGGACCCUCAACCCCGGAUGACUGCAACUUCAGUCUGAGCACUGAGACACCAGGACCAUCUCAAAGUAGCAAAGACGAGGACCAAGACAAUAAUAACUGGAACUUUAGUUUGGACGAGAUUGACUUCAAAGUGUCUGACAUUAAAGAAGAGCAGGAGGAAUGUAAGGAGAUUGAUUUUCUCACUGCAGAAAUUGUGAAAAGUGAGCCAGAGGAUCAAGUCUCCUGUGAUUUGCAUCCAAUUUGUGAACCUCAGAGGGAGGUUGACGACAGCGGUGAGGUGUUUGUGAACAACAAAGGAGAGCAGACCAAAUCAUUGGAGGGGAAAGUGCAGGUACAAAGUGGCGGCAUUAAUAAGAAGAAUCAGCAGGUUUUACCUCAUGACAGCCAGUCUGCUAAAAACGAAAAGGGACGCAGUUUUUGCCAUUUGUGUGGCAAAGGCUUUCAGUACAUCGGCUCUUUGAUGAAGCACAUAAAAGCUCAUGAGAACAAAAAUGACUGCACUAUCUGCGGGGUUUUAUGUCAGUCCACAGAGGAGCUCAUAAAUCAUUUAAAAGUUUGUCACAACAAAACAUAUUUUUGUCACAUUUGUGGCAAAACUUUUGCAAAUGAACGUUGUGUCCGGCUGCAUGAAAAAAUACACGCAGGCAUCAGAGAGUUUAUGUGUCAAGAAUGUGGAAAAACUUUUCACAGAAGAGAACAUCUGGUUGUGCAUGUGAGGACCCACUCUGGUGAGAAACCGUAUCACUGUGACAUCUGUGGAAAAGCCUUCAGUCAGAGCCAGAACCUCACAAUUCAUAAAAGAGGUCAUUCAGGGGAGAGGCCGUAUCAUUGUGUCCUGUGCGGGAAACUUUUCAACACAAGCAGUCACCUCAAGAUACACAUGAGAUACCAUUCAGGAGAGAAACCGUACCCCUGUGACGUUUGUGGCAAACGUUUCCGUCAGAGUGGACAGAUGACGAGGCACAGGACGACGCAUACGGGAGAGAGGCCGUACGCCUGCCAUGUUUGUGGAAUGAGAUACAGGUUUGCACCCAAUCUAAAGGUGCACAUGCAAACUCAUGAGCAGGCUGCUGAUUAAAAACAAGACAGACCAUUUCACAGUCAAACAAGAAAAGAUAUGCAUCUGCAGUUUCACAACAUAUCAUAGUUUGCAUAAGAUUGCCAACAAUUUCCAGUAGUAUGUGUUUACAGAGGGAGAGGCAGCAUGUUCAGAACUCUUUGUCACCUUUUAUUUAUCUUCAAAUCAAAGUUUAGGAUCCCAAAGUUGUUAGUUGUUCCACUGUUAAAGUCUCUGAUGUCCACACUUGUAUUUUAAAUGUUGCUGUAACUGACUUGACCUCCAGUUCAGAAAGUUCUGCUUGGAUUUACAUGUGAAUGUUGUCACCAAUCAUCAUAGACUUAAGACUAAACAAGUCGUUGUCCAUCUGUGUGUAUUCGUACACUGAUCCAAACUUAGCUGGUAGCGUUGAACUGAAUCUAUAUGAGGCGUUAUGUCUGCUAAGAAACUAUUUGUCUCCCUUCUUCAACUCACAAACACAUCCUUGAUGAAAUGUUAUUUUCCUAUAAACUUUGUUCACUUUGAAAAGCAGCUGAAUUCUUCUUUGCCUGAUAUCAAAGUAGCCUCACAAUCUUAUGGUUUUGACCUGUUUAUAAGAGUCACAUUGCUGUAAAAUGUUGGUACCCAUCAAGAACUAAGCAGACCUCUGGAAGUAUGGGCUUUUACUUGACCAUCCAUGAGCAUUAUUGUGUCCAACACAUUUGCAUUUUCUCUGGGUAAUGUCUUCCUGAAAUCCAAGUCUCAUUUUGAGGACAAUAAAGUUUAAUAUUCUGACAGCA
Molecule: messenger RNA, 2794 nt
Organism: Xyrichtys novacula (pearly razorfish)
Lineage: Eukaryota; Metazoa; Chordata; Actinopteri; Labriformes; Labridae
Source: the annotation of a GenBank genome assembly